Messenger RNA from Funneliformis caledonium, 842 nucleotides. NCBI's taxonomy places the organism in Eukaryota, Fungi, Glomeromycota, Glomeromycetes, Glomerales, Glomeraceae. The record is from the annotation of a GenBank genome assembly.
UGUGUAAAUUUGGUUGCAAUGGAAAAUCUGGUAAGAGGUUCGACUUAUACACAAGUUCCUUGACAAGUUCACAACCCGAUGCUAUGCAUCAAGAACUCUAUAAGGGAGAUUAUAGAUUCGAUAAAGAUGGCAAGCAUCUAAAAAGCUAUAAUGCUGACAAUAGAAGUGCAAAGGGAGUCUCUUGUUUUGUGUCUUUAGAAUUUCCUCACAACGUCCCUAAUGAAAGUAAAAAAGAAAUCCCCUGUUAUUUUCUUCCUGAAGGAAUAUCCCUUUCGGAAAGUCUAGCUUUGUUUUAUACCCAUAAUAUAAAACUCCAGUUUCCAUCUGGUGAACAAACAGCGUUGCAUUUCGUUAUUGCACCAACGAUGCAUAUGACAAGAGAAAAUUACGAACAGGCAAUAAGAAAUGGUGUAGAAGACUUCCAAAUGAUUGAGGUGUAUUGGCUCAUGGAAAUCUGGCACGAGCAGACAACGUGUACCAUGAACCGCCUUCACGCAAAUGAUAUUUACACAUGGAUCGCUUUGGACAAACCAUCUUUUCAAGAUCUUAUUAUGCACGAGCCUCGUGCUUACAUAGUGUUUUCUACCCUCGCUUGUAUGAACGCUAGAAUUCCUACAUCGCAUGUAACAGAAUUGAUGUAUUUGGGUGACAUUUUGGGGGAACUCAAAGACUCUUUUGGAUGGAAAGCAGAGACUUCAAACAGGUGGAGCAAACAAAGUGGAUGCGAAGAUAUUCCUAAGGACGUUGAAAAGUGGGAUCUACAAGUUAUUAAGUUUUUAGGAUCCGAACUGAACCUUGAUGUAAAAUACAUCAAGAGAAAUCAAAGGACAAGAGAUAAAUGA